CCGAAAAUACUGUCACCGGCUAUGUUUGGCAACGCACAUAGCUAGUAACGUAACUAAGCACUGCAUACAUACAAUGCCCUUCAACCAACUCAGACUCAGAUCAACCCCACCGUAUUGCCAUUCUCUUCAGAAUUCUUAAUAAAGGCUCGCUUGAAUAUUGUCUUUAACUCAUCUUCACUACUAUCUCAAUAAUCGACAUCAUGUCCACGACGCUCGCAGAUCCCGCAUCCCUAGACCUUAUGUUCCCUCAAGAGCUCAUUUCACUUGAAGUUUCAGCACAGCUUCCCUCUGAUCUCCAGAUGCGUCCACUUGCAUCAACAGAUUACAAACGCGGGCAUCUCGAUGUCCUUUCCGUUCUAUCCAUCGUCAACGAUCUUGGUGAGGCAGCGUGGGUCAACCAGUUCCACGCUAUGCGUGCAACCCCGAGCGCAUACUUCUCCAUCGUCAUCCUCGACAAGGCGAGCGACAAGAUCGUCGGAGUAGGCACCGUCUUCAUCGAGCGCAAGUUCCUUCGCGGUCUUGGCAGCGUUGGUCACAUUGAGGAUAUCGCCGUCGACAAAAGCCAGCAGGGCAAGAAGCUUGGCCUCCGUAUCAUUCAGGCCCUCACGCAUAUCAGUGAGAGCAGCGGCUGUUAUAAGACUAUCUUGAACUGUAAUGACACCAACAUUCCCUUCUACCAAAAGUGUGGCUAUGUCAAGAAGGAGAACGAAAUGGCAAAGUACGCGCCAGAACGCGAUAAUCACGCACCAAAACUUUGACUUGCCAUCUCAUCCCACACUCGUAAU
This is a messenger RNA of Suillus subalutaceus, 785 nucleotides long. RefSeq names its product acyl-CoA N-acyltransferase. The coding region runs from base 201 to 758 and encodes 185 amino acids. The record is from RefSeq and is a predicted model, not a curated record. Gene Ontology annotation, cellular component: endoplasmic reticulum-Golgi intermediate compartment; endoplasmic reticulum; Golgi apparatus. Gene Ontology annotation, biological process: UDP-N-acetylglucosamine biosynthetic process. NCBI's taxonomy places the organism in Eukaryota, Fungi, Basidiomycota, Agaricomycetes, Boletales, Suillaceae. Gene Ontology annotation, molecular function: monosaccharide binding; glucosamine 6-phosphate N-acetyltransferase activity. The transcript has 4 exons.